GAUGCGAUUAGAACAAAUUUUUAAAAAUAAAUGAAAAGAUAUUUAUAAAAAAAUGCAUAAAAUCUAAAACGUCGGAGAAAAUUGUCAACAAAUAAAAGAUUAUCGAAAGUAAUCGUUCGCAAACAUAGUCUGUCAAUUUCAAGCAGUAAUUCAAACUAGUAUCAGUAUUCGAUGAUUUAAUACUGGAGUUCUUCCUGACAACUUUACUUUUUUUAAAUUCCAACUUAAAAUUAAUAGAAGUACAACAAUUUAAUUACAGGAGAUCGACAGUAGAGUUUAUGUACAAAUUAGUCGACGACAAAAGUUUCGCCCGCUGACUAUAUCGUUUAUUUUACGCUUUAUAAGGACAUUAAAAAAAGAUUAUAUUAUUAUCACAUACACUGUUCUUCGAUGCUUCGUUACUCAUAUUCAGCUUUUCUAUUUCUUUAAGUUUUCUGUUUUAAAUUGAUUAAAUACUAGAAACCAUUAAAAAAUUAGUCGAUGAGAGCAGCCUUGCGAACGUUUUGCCAUUCCACCAAACUACACCCCAUAAAUUGACAUAAGCACGAAGAGAAGAUAUUUUAUGUGUAGGCGUUGGUUCCCCACGUUUCACCCAAUCGAUUUUACCUGUAUUACGCAAUUGACCUGUGUCUCAUCAAUGAAAAUUCAUAUUUUGAGGUCACUACUUUGAUGCUCCACUGCAAAUAAAUGAAGUUUUCCGACUUCAGUUUUUGUUCAUUUGACUUUGGUUUGUACUCGAAUGCCAAACUUGCUAAAGAUAUAGUUCGAAAGUUGAUUAGAAGUUGCAGUUGGAUUUUUUGAGAUGUACUUGUCCAGUGACCGCUGUUGUUGUCCUCCAGUAAGGAAAGGUGGUCGACCUAAUCUUUCCUGUUCAGUUAAUAAUCCUGUUGCAUUUAAGCGAGCGAUAGCACGAUAAACGGUUCGGCGAUCACAAUCAAGUUGAGGUGCUAUUGUAUUGAAUGUCUUGUUUAGCUUUUGUGCUUCUUUCACCGCAAAUAAACAUUUCUCAUGUGUCAAAUUUCGAAUUUUUUAAUGGUUUCUAAUAUUUAAUCAAUUUAAAACAAAAAACUUAAAGAAAUAAAAAAGCUGAAUAUGAGCAACGAAGUAUCUAAGAACAGUAUAUGUGAUAAUAAUAUUAUCUUUUUUUAAUGUCGUUAUAAAGCGUAAAAUAAAUGAUAUAGUCAGCGUGCGAAACUUUUGUCGUCGACUAAAUAGUUUGUUGUAAUAAUUUUUAUUAAUUAUAAAACUUUAUUUUUCAAAAAGACAAAACAUGGAUUUCGAAUAGAAAAAUAAUAUUGAUAAGAAAUAAUAUCGGUUAUGCUAGAAUGAGUAUUUAUUCAAUAUCUUUCUUUGAAUUUUAUCUUGUCAAUAUUUUUAAUAUUAUCUAGAAUAGAAAAAAUUACUUUAUUUAUUUAUUUUUUCUUUAUAAAACAAAAUUCAGUGGACUAUGCAACAAAACGUACACCUGCUCGAAUUCUUAUUCUUAUAUGUAUUAUAUGGGCAACAUCCAUUAUUAUAUCAAGUGCUCAUCUAUUUCCUAUAUUUCGCGACAAACGUGGUCGUCCACCGGGUCAAUGUCAUUUAAUUGGCAAUGUACCAUAUACUAUUAUAUCCACAAUUGGAGCUUUUUAUAUUCCUCUUAUUGGUAUGUGUAUUAUUUAUUGGAAAAUAUUUCAAGCAGCUAAAUUUCGUAUACGUCGUAAAGCAUUUAAUUCCGAACGUUUAUUACCACCACCAUCUAGUAUAGGAGCAGGGGUAACAUCAACAUUAACUCAUAAUCCACAUGAUGUUUUAUUAUCUUCUGAAAUUCCAAUAUCAAAUCAUGAAAUAUCAUUGACAGAUAAAACUAAAUAUCAAUCAUUUUCUCCAUUACAAUCGAAAAGAAAUUUAAAAAAAAAUCCUCAUUUAUCUAAUCAUCAUCCAUUUGAUAUUGAACCAGAUACAUCAUCAACAAAUCAAUCUAAUAAUGAUUAUCAAUUAAAAAAACUAAAAAAGACUUCUUCUGCUUCUUCUUAUUUGAGAAAAAAACAUCAUAGUAUUAUAACCACAACAGGAAGAGCAACAACACCUAUUAUUCAAUUAUCUACAACAAAUCGUUUAAAACAAGAAUAUGAUGAAUUACAUAGAAUUAAUUCAACACCUUCACCUUCAUCAUCAACACGUCGUUUAACAACAUCAACAUGUCAUAAAGAUUCACCAUUAGCAGCCAAUAGAAUAAAUCAUUCAUUAGUAAUAUCAAAUUCUUAUCCAUCAGAUUCAACACAUACUAUUGAUAUAUCAACAAUAAAACCAAUAUCAAAAAUUUGUUUAACUAAUACAAAUAAUACUAAUUCUCAUAAUAAUAAUAAUAAUAAUAAUAAUAAUAAUAAUAAUAAUAAUAAUAAUAAUAACAAUAAUAACAAUAAUAAUAUAACAAUCGUAGCAAAAUCUCCAAGUACAGUAUCACGUAAGAAAAUUGAUAUUAAACGUGAACGUAAAGCAACUAAAGUUCUUGGUGUUGUUAUGGGCUGUUUUAUAUUAUGUUGGUUACCAUUUUUUAUUGAAGAAACAAUAUGUGGUUUAUUUCAUUUAACAAUAAAUGAAAAAAUUAUUAGUGUUUUAACAUGGCUUGGAUAUUUAAAUAGCCUUUUAAAUCCUGUGAUUUAUACAAUAUUUUCACCUGACUUUCGACAAGCAUUUGGAAAAAUUUUAUUUGGAAAAUAUCGUAAAAGAAGACGAACAAAGAAAUAA
Molecule: messenger RNA, 2730 nt
Organism: Rotaria sp. Silwood2
Lineage: Eukaryota; Metazoa; Rotifera; Eurotatoria; Philodinida; Philodinidae
Source: the annotation of a GenBank genome assembly